Messenger RNA from Scylla paramamosain (green mud crab), 1992 nucleotides. RefSeq lists its product as uncharacterized. The transcript is spliced from 5 exons. The record is from RefSeq and is a predicted model, not a curated record. Lineage: Eukaryota; Metazoa; Arthropoda; Malacostraca; Decapoda; Portunidae. The coding region runs from base 368 to 1615 and encodes 415 amino acids.
GUUCAGAAUAGAAAGUGGGGUAAAGGUAAUUAUGGAGAGUGAAUAUUCGCCUUGGAAAAGCAAAAGCAGCGGGGGUGAUGAAGGGCAACGUGGAGGUGGCGGCGCGAGCACGAUGGCAGCGCCCCCCUCCUCGGCUAUGAUCCACCUACUGCCGCCCAAAAUGGAGGUGGAGGAAGACGCCUCCCAGCCCGACACCCUGCUGAGGCUUGGGAACACCUGGCCCAGUUGACUCGACAAGGACAACACGCAGGAUGGAAUUGCGGAGAGGUGGCCGCCGGUGUCUACUUACUGUCCUGCCGUCCCUCAUGCCUGCCCUGCUGUGGACUCCAGCAGCGAUCUAGAGGGGAGUGUGGAGGGGGCUUCCGUCAUGUGGUGCUCGUCCUCGGGGUACCACAGCCAGGUCCCUCGACCCCUCACCACCACCACCGCCACCAGUGAAGCCAGCCUGAAACUCCUUACUGGCGGUGGAGAUGAUGAUGAAAGUGAUGAUGACAGCGCCUGGGGAGAGGAUGAGUGGCCCCUGGAACGCCCCCUACCCUUGCCUGAGUGGGGGUGCGGGCGUCCCUCUUUAGUUUUCUCCACCAUGCAGGAUUACAGAAGGUUCCUAACCCGUGUGUCCACUCGUCUCCACCGCGCCCUGGCACUGCAGCCCUACGACUCCGUGUCCAACUUUGUCAUGUUUGCAGAAGAGUAUAAGGCCUCAGAGUUCUCCAGCCUGCAGGACUUCUAUCGUUACUAUGACCCCCCACUCGUGUCCGGACGGUACACUUGCGUUGGUCUGGCGGCCGACCUCGCCUCCCGCCUCGCUGAUCUUGAGGGACAUUACCCCGGCUUCAAGGACUCUAUCUAUCAGGUGUCAUGCGAAGAGGAGGUGACGGAGAAGGAGGUAGUAGACAUCAUAUCCACGGAAGAGCCGAGCCCAUCCGCCUCCCUCAAAGAACACGUGUUGUUAUGCGUGCGGAUCCAUGUGGAAGGGCGAGUGGGAGUCGUCCUCUUAGACCCCGGUUACCAUGUGCCUUGUCCAGUAACGGUCAUGGAGGACGGGUUGGCGCCUCACUCCGGCCCUGUUGAAACCGGCACCGCCCGCUCAGAUGUCCAGAGAUUCUAUACCUAUCAUUUCCCGUCUAAUUCUUCCUCGUACGUCAUCUGGGAGGUGGAGGAGAGGAGAAGUGGAAGGAGUAAGUGGACGAGGAGUCUUGUACACGUCUCUCGUCCUUAUCUCUCCGGUGUGGAUGUGACAGAAAGACGUAAUUUGGCCUAUACGUUCAAGACUCUGCUAGGGCGUGAUGCUGCGGGGAAGUUUAACGCUGGUUUGUACUUCGUCAUCAAGCCGUCAUCGUCACCGUCAUCUACCGCCGUCUCCUUCUUCCGCAAGGUAAACGAGGAGAUGAAACACGUGAAGAAACCUUUGGCCUAUUUCCUCCAGAGCGAAGAAAAGGAAGAGCUGGAUGAUGAAGUGGAAGAAUCGGUGUUGGCGGUGGAGAUUGGAGUAGGGAGAGCAAGAGGUGACAUCCGCGCUACCCUCGUCACGCUGGCCAGCUUUCUGCAGGACAAAGGCUUCCUGGAUGACCUGCUUGAGCUAAAUGGGGCGCAGGAAACCUUAAGGGAGCCAUAAGAACGGUGACUAUCCUUACUUUUCAUUGCCAUCGUGGAAACGUGCCAACAUUGUUAACACUUGAAAAUGUUUAGAUUUUUUUGUAAGGAAAGGAUUAUGUUCUUUUUUAUUAACACUUGAAGAUAAUCAAGAUUUAUUUUUGAUAAGGAACAUAUUUUCCCUUUUUUGUUUUUAAUAAGGAAAGGAUAAAUUUGGUGUUUUUGUUGUUGUUAUGGUCUUGAUGAUAUUGUUGAAUUUAACAUCGUAUCAGAGCAAUGUAUUUUCUUAUCUGGCGUUAAACCUUUGUGCCUUUUUCCUACUAAUUAUUGUAGUUUUGAUAAUAACCACAACAUUUUUGUAGCAUAUUAACCUUUCUUCGUGACCGAAUAAAUUUUGGU